UUUUUUUUCCUCUCGCUCUCUGUUUCUUCUUUGUCUUGAUUGAUCUUACUCUGAUAGAUCCAUGGCAGAGAAGCAUUUCAAGUAUGCGAUCGUAGGCGGUGGUGUUGCGGCUGGAUAUGCUGCUAGGGAGUUUGCUAAACAAGGCAUUAAGCCAGGAGAGCUGGCAGUUAUUUCCAAAGAAGCAGUGGCUCCCUAUGAACGUCCAGCACUUAGCAAGGCAUACCUUUUCCCCGAGGGAGCUGCAAGACUCCCAGGAUUUCAUGUCUGUGUUGGGAGUGGGGGUGAGAGACUACUUCCUGAGUGGUAUACUGAGAAAGGCAUAGAGUUGAUCCUUAGCACUGAAAUAGUGAAAGCAGAUAUAGCUUCCAAGACUCUUACUAGUGCAGCUGGAGCAACCUUUAAGUAUGACGUUUUGAUAGUUGCAACUGGUUCUACAGUCAUUAGAUUGUCUGAUUUUGGUGUUCAAGGAGCUGAUGCCAAGAACAUCUUCUAUUUGAGAGAAAUCGAUGAAGCUGACAAGCUUAUAGAAGCCAUUAAGGCAAAGAAGGAUGGAAAGGCUGUAAUUGUUGGAGGAGGAUACAUUGGUCUAGAGCUUAGUGCUGUAAUGAGGAUCAACAAUUUUGAUGUUACAAUGGUCUAUCCUGAACCAUGGUGCAUGCCUCGGCUCUUCACUGCUGCUAUAGCCGCUUUCUAUGAGAGUUAUUAUGCCAAGAAAGGUGUCAACAUUAUUAAGGGAACAGUUGCAGUUGGGUUUGACACAAAUGCAAAUGGGGAGGUGAAGGCUGUCAAACUGAAGGAUGGGAGGACACUGGAUGCUGACAUUGUUGUUGUUGGUGUUGGGGGAAGACCACUUACCACAUUGUUCAAAGGACAGGUUGAGGAAGAGAAAGGUGGAAUUAAGACCGAUGGGUUCUUCAAAACCAGUGUCGCAGACGUCUUUGCAAUUGGUGAUGUGGCUACCUUCCCUAUGAAGUUGUACAAUGAUAUAAGGAGGGUAGAGCACGUUGAUCAUGCCAGAAAGUCAGCAGAGCAGGCUGUCAAGGCUAUCAAGGCAAGCGAGGAAGGGAAGUCAAUUGAUGUGUAUGACUACCUUCCAUACUUCUACUCCCGCUCCUUUGAUCUAUCGUGGCAGUUCUAUGGAGACAAUGUAGGAGAUACUGUGAUGUUUGGUGACAGUGAUCCAGCAUCGCCCAAGCCAAAGUUUGGAUCAUAUUGGAUUAAGGAUGGUAAGGUUGUUGGUGCAUUCUUGGAGGGUGGAACACCAGAUGAAAACAAGGCCAUUGCCAAAGUUGCGAAGCUCCAACCUCCAGUUCAAAACCUGGAUGAACUAGCCAAGGAUGGUCUAACAUUUGCAUCUAAGAUUUGAGAGUCCACCUUUCUACAAAGGGAAUAAAACGGAAUAACUUCCUGUUGUAUCACCCAGGCUUUACCCUUGCUAUUCAUAUAUGCUAUGGUUGUAGUAGCUGAUAGAUAUGUUUGGUUUUGUUA
Messenger RNA from Telopea speciosissima, 1488 nucleotides. RefSeq names its product monodehydroascorbate reductase. Bases 62 to 1366 code for a protein of 434 amino acids. Gene Ontology annotation, cellular component: cytoplasm. The record is from RefSeq and is a predicted model, not a curated record. The transcript is spliced from 10 exons. NCBI's taxonomy places the organism in Eukaryota, Viridiplantae, Streptophyta, Magnoliopsida, Proteales, Proteaceae. Gene Ontology annotation, molecular function: flavin adenine dinucleotide binding; oxidoreductase activity, acting on NAD(P)H.